Messenger RNA from Carassius auratus (goldfish), 2488 nucleotides. Its product is annotated as cationic amino acid transporter 2. NCBI's taxonomy places the organism in Eukaryota, Metazoa, Chordata, Actinopteri, Cypriniformes, Cyprinidae. The transcript is spliced from 12 exons. Gene Ontology annotation, molecular function: L-ornithine transmembrane transporter activity; L-lysine transmembrane transporter activity; L-arginine transmembrane transporter activity. The record is from RefSeq and is a predicted model, not a curated record. Gene Ontology annotation, cellular component: plasma membrane. Gene Ontology annotation, biological process: L-ornithine transmembrane transport; L-arginine import across plasma membrane. Bases 58 to 1905 code for a protein of 615 amino acids.
CACAACUCUCACACCAUAGUCACACCUUCUCACACGCCUGGAUUCUGAGCAGACAGGAUGUUCUGUGACAAGGUGCUGUCCUUUUUGAAGAGCCUAUUGAGGCGAAAGCCACUGGAGCCCGAUGGUGAAGAGUCCAACUUCAAGCGUUGUUUAACCACACUCGACUUGGUGGCCCUUGGGGUGGGAAGUACACUUGGUGCUGGGGUCUAUGUCCUUUCUGGGGAGGUUGCCAGAACAGUAGCUGGUCCCAGCAUCAUUGUGUCAUUCUUCAUUGCAGCAGUGGCAUCUGUGUUCGCAGGCUUGUGUUAUGCAGAGUUUGGUGCCCGAGUGCCCAAGACUGGCUCUGCCUACCUGUACAGCUACGUCACAGUCGGAGAGGUGUGGGCCUUCAUCACCGGCUGGAACUUGCUGUUGUCAUACAUCAUAGGUACAUCCAGUGUGGCAAGAGCAUGGAGUGGCACUUUCGAUGACUUGAUUGGAAAAAAGAUUGCCAAUUAUUUGAGUGAAAAUACGCCAAUGAAUUUACCUGGCCUCGCUCCCUAUCCAGACUUCUUUGCAGCUGGCCUUAUUCUGGUUUUGGCAGGUAUCCUUGCAUUUGGGGUGAAGGAGUCUGCCAUUGUCAAUAAGAUCUUCACAGCUAUAAAUAUGGUAAUUCUGGUUUUUGUCAUCAUUGCUGGAUUCAUCAAGGGUGACAUUGGAAACUGGCAGAUAACAAAGGAGGAAAUUUGGAACUACACAUCAACUGCAAAUAUCUCCUCAAAUGAAACUUUAUCCAGUUUUGGAACUGGAGGAUUCUUUCCCUUUGGUUUUGAGGGAACUUUUGCUGGAGCCGCAACCUGUUUUUAUGCCUUUGUGGGAUUUGACUGCAUUGCAACUACAGGUGAGGAGGUCAAAAAUCCCCAGAAGUCUAUCCCAAUAGGAAUUGUGGCUUCUCUUCUUAUCUGUUUCUUGGCUUAUUUUGGCGUUUCGGCUGCUCUCACCCUCAUGAUGCCCUACUACCAACUAAGUGUUCAGAGUCCCUUACCUGUAGCCUUCUCCUAUGUGGGCUGGGAUCCUGCAAAAUAUGCUGUGGCUGUUGGAUCAUUGUGUGCUCUCUCAACAAGUUUGCUAGGGGCCAUGUUUCCAAUGCCCCGUGUGCUGUUUGCUAUGGCCAGAGAUGGACUGCUGUUCAAACCAUUGAGUAAAAUGAGUUCCAGACAGAGCCCUGUCAUCGCCACACUUGCUUCUGGAAUAAUAGCAGCAAUAAUGGCCUUGGUGUUUGACCUGAAGGCUCUAGUAGACAUGAUGUCUAUUGGAACACUAUUUGCCUACACCCUCGUAGCCAUCUGCAUCUUAAUUCUUCGGUACCAACCAGAGCUAGAUGAGAUCAAUGAGAAACAAGAAGUUCAGAAGAAAUGGAAUCCUUUUUGCCCUUCUAAAAAGGCAUCUGCUACAAGUUCUAAAGUUGUGUCUGUGCUAACCAUAUUUACCAUUGUGUUUGCGGUUAUCCUGAGCGUGACCAUCACAAAAGGUGUACAAGCUGGUCUGAUUGAGGAGUGGUGGAUCAUUUUGAUUAUCACUUUGGUUGCGGUGGCGUUUGUCCUGACUAUCAUUAUUAUUUGGCGACAGCCACAGAAUGGUACCAAAGCUGCAUUUAUGGUCCCACUUCUGCCACUACUCCCAAUUUUCAGUACAUUCAUCAAUGUCUACUUAAUGGUCCAGCUGGGGGGUGAAACUUGGAUUCGCUAUGCAGUGUGGAUGGCAGUGGGCUUGCUCAUCUACUUCUGUUAUGGAGUGCACUUCAGUGUACAGAAGAAACGGAACCAGUCUUCCAAACAUCGCAUCAGUGUUGAGACAAUUGAUGUUAAAUUGGAGGACAAGAAAAAAAUGGGAUCUACUACACCACCACUACAAACCAAGCUUUAAAGCCAACAAUGAUGUCAGUGCGUUUUUCCCGAGACAGAGAAACUACAACAUGAUUUUUGUUUUAUACUGAAAUUUGAAUAAGUAUGAAGGUACUGCCCCAGUGUCAAUAGUUAUUAAGCAGCUUUUAUUUUUAUUACAUAUUUAUUGUUAUUGUUACUAAUCAUAAAGCCUAUCGAUUACACAGAAAAUCAGGUACUAGUAUAAGGUACUAAUCAGGUACUACUCAACCCAUGACAUUUCUCUUUCCACCACUUUUACGUUUAAAAUAAAUUUAUAUAAAUGGACUUAGCUAUCAAAUAUCAUUGCACAGCACAACACUAUAGUUAAUUAGUAUGCUUUGUGAAAAGAACAAUAUUUUUUUAUCUGUUAAAAAAAAUACUAUGAUUUUUUUUUCCUAGUUGAGCUUGAAGAGGUUCUGUAAAUGUGAACACUGUAAGAAAAUGUUCUUCAUAUGGCUCUGCUGUGUAUAUGACCUGUCUUAUGUAGCACAUAAUCUUUUUCCAGGCCUCUGUUAUGACUGUUAUUUAUCAUAUCUGAGUGUAUUCACCAUUGCAAGGCAUAUUAAACAAUAUUUAAAAUACAA